Molecule: messenger RNA, 5437 nt
Organism: Octopus sinensis (East Asian common octopus)
Lineage: Eukaryota; Metazoa; Mollusca; Cephalopoda; Octopoda; Octopodidae
Product: multiple epidermal growth factor-like domains protein 6
Exons: 39
Coding region: 417-5144 (1575 amino acids)
Biological process (GO): protein dephosphorylation
Molecular function (GO): scavenger receptor activity; protein tyrosine phosphatase activity
Source: RefSeq, a predicted model, not a curated record
UAAGAGGGGUUCCAACAUCUACAUGUGGCUACUUCAUCACUUAAAUUGGGGAAAAUUAUAAUUUUCUAUACAGUUACACAUGCAAUCGAAUUACAGCUAUAGGUUUGGGUAAACACACGUGCGCGCACGCACGCAACACAUACAUAUUUGAACAUACGCAUAUUUACAUGCACGCACACAUAAUUAUACGUUGCUGACAGAUGUCAUGGAAUCUGUAUAGAUACACUUAGAAAUAAACUUGUACAUCCGUGUAUAGAUACAUUGAAAUGGUAUUUCCGUUCUUCCUCUUAGAGGGAGACAAAAACAUAGCUAUUGCAUUGUUUUUCUCUAUUCCGGAUAUGAUUAUUGAAAAUGUUUAUAGUUAAUCAGAGACUUAUCAGAUUUGGUUACUCUUUUGGACAUAGAAGUUGUGAGAAAUGUCUGCGGUGAAUGUAAUCGUUUUCUGCUGUGGAAUCUUAUUGAUACUUUCAGCCAAACAGAUUUCUACGGGAGAUUGUGUCGCAGAUAAUGAGAAGGAAGAAAAUAAUUGUAAUAAAAGUACUUGCUUCAGAAAACCUGACAGUUGUAAAGGUCAUGAUGGAGUUGACUUGUUUGGUAAAAACCAGAGAUACCAAUGUCACUGUAAACACCUUAGUGACUGUGAGUUCAGAAACUUUACGAAAUGUAAAAAUGGAUGCUUACCUGGAUAUAAAAAGCCAUAUUGUCAAAAACGAAAAUAUCAUGAAUUCAUAAAGAACGAGUCGAGCACGUAUUCCUAUUUAUUUUCCUCUGAUAACAAACAGGCAAAGAAACCCCAAAUAGUUAUAAACUUCCGAAACAUAUACAGAUUUAGUACUGUAGAAAUUUACAGUAAUUUUGCGGAUUCAACAAUGAACGUUACCUGUCCACCAGGAAUGGAAUGCAAAGUAAAACGAAACACAAACAGAACAAUUUGUAUCGGUGACGUAAAGGGUCCUACAUUGGAUAUUGAUGGGACAGCUGGAAUUUAUCGUAUUAAGUUAUUGGGAUGUCCACCACAAUUGUAUGGUAAAGACUGUAUCAAUGAAUGUCAUUGUUCUCGAGCGGAAUCAUGUCACCAAAUUACUGGAAAGUGUAAACGUAAUGGCUGCGAAGAUGGAUGGUAUGGAGAGAAGUGUGACAUGCAAACAUAUGUUAAUAUUGCUGAAGGUAAACAAACAAAUCAAUCAAGUACUUAUGGAGAGUCAGGAACACGUGUUUUCUAUAAUGGAACAUGUAUUGACAGGAAUGUAGGCAUGACAUCCGACAAGGCGGUUGACGGCAAUUUUGAUCCUGGAGUCACACAUGAAUCAUGUGCACAUACUAAGGAAAGAAACCCAUUUUGGCAAGUGACGUUUGAUAAGCCAUACAAGAUAUAUCAACUGAGAAUAUACAAUCGAAUGAAAAGCCGUGACAGGCUGAAAGGAUUUAAAGUUUCUGUUGGAUCAUCACUUUGUUUUCAAAGUCAAAGUUAUGAAUACAAUGAAGAUGUAAUUUAUAUUAAAUGUGGAAAUCCACUCACUGCAAAUUCAGUCAGGAUAUCGUUAGAUGGAGAUCGGAGAAUGCUUACUCUUUGUGAAGUGGAAGUGUUACAAUGUGUUCCUGGAUUCUAUGGAGAUAUGUGUAUGGAACGUUGUGAACUCUGUGAAGGCGCUAAAUGUGAUCAAUUCACGGGACGCUGUGAGGAAGGUUGCAUCAUAGGAUAUUACGUGCCCUAUGGUUCCCAGAAUUGCACAGAAUGUUCCAGGGGUUAUUUUGGUCGCAAUUGUACAAAGAAAUGUCAUUGUCACGCAACAUGUAACCACAUAAAUGGAUCGUGUUCAGGAUUGUGUCAUGCAGGAUACACCGGGUACAACUGCCAAGAAGAAUGUGAAGCUGGUAGAUUUGGUAGUAAUUGUAGACGGACAUGUCAUUGUAUUGACGAGGAAAACUGCAACAGAACAAAUGGAAACUGCUCAGAUGGAUGUUCUGCUGGAUAUAGAGGCUACAAUUGUCAACAAAAAUGUCCCGAUGGUAGCUUUGGUCACAAUUGCAAUGAGUCCUGUCAUUGUUCCGUAGCAUGUAACCACAUAAAUGGAGAGUGCCCAGGUGAAUGCGAUAAUGGAUACACCGGAUUCAACUGCCAAAAAGAAUGUGAAGUUGGUAGAUUUGGGCGAAAUUGUAAACGAACAUGUCAUUGUAUCGACAACGAAAGCUGCAACAGAGUAAAUGGAUCAUGUGAAGGUGGAUGUUCUGAUGGAUAUUUAGGCUUCGAUUGUCAAGAAGAAUGUCUCAGCGAUAAAUUUGGUCGCAAUUGCGCAAAGUCCUGUCAUUGUUCCCAAACAUGUAACCACAUAAAUGGAUUAUGUCCAGGUGAGUGUGAUGCAGGAUACACCGGGUACAACUGCCAAGAAGAAUGUGAAGUUGGUAGAUUUGGUAGAAAUUGUGGAGGGACAUGUCAUUGUAUCGACGACGAAAACUGCAACAGAAAAACUGGAAAAUGCCCAAAAGAAUGUUCUGCUGGAUAUAAAGGCUACAAUUGUCAACAAAAAUGUAAAGGAGAUAAAUUUGGUGUAAAUUGUAAAGAUAUAUGUCACUGUGUUGACAACAAAAAGUGCGACAGACGAAAUGGGACAUGUCCAGAUGGGUGUGCUGCUGGAUAUGACGGUGAUAAUUGUCAACAAGAAUGUUCCAGUGGUAGCUUUGGUGAUAGUUGCAAAGAGCAUUGUCAUUGUUCCCUACCAUGUAACCACGUAAAUGGAUCAUGUCCAGGUGAUUGUGAUGCAGGAUACAGCGGAUCCAGCUGUCAAGAAGAAUGUGAAGGAGAUAAAUUUGGUGUAAAUUGUAAAUAUAUAUGUCACUGUGUUGACAACAAAACCUGCGACAGACGAAAUGGGACAUGUCCAGAUGGGUGUGCUGCUGGAUAUGAAGGUGACAAUUGUCAACAAGUCUGUUCUAGGUUUACAUUUGGUCCUCAGUGCAAAAAGUCUUGUCAUUGUUCCAAACCAUGUAACCACAUCAAUGGAUCGUGUCCAGGUGAAUGUGACCCAGGGUACACCGGAUUCAACUGCCAACUGUGCAGAGAGGGUAAAUUUGGUGCCAAUUGUAGUGGUGUAUGUCAUUGUGUUGACAACAAAAACUGCAACAAACAAAAUGGAAGCUGUUCAGAUGGAUGUUCUGCUGGAUAUGAAGGUGUCAGUUGUCUGCAAGAAUGUUCCAGUGGUAGCUUUGGUCAUAGUUGCAAAGAGCAUUGCCAUUGUUUCCGACCAUGUAACCACGUAAAUGGAUCAUGUCCAGGUGAUUGUGAUGCAGGAUACAGCGGAUCCAGCUGUCAAGAAGAAUGUGAAGGAGAUAAAUUUGGUGUAAAUUGUAAAGCUAUAUGUCACUGCGUUGACAACAAAACCUGCGACAGACGAAAUGGGACAUGUCCCGAUGGGUGUGCUGCUGGAUAUGAAGGUGACAAUUGUCAACAAGAGUGUUCCAAUGAUAGAUUUGGUCUUGGAUGCAAUGUGUUAUGUCGUUGUUCUGAAAAGUGUAACAACAUUAACGGCUCCUGUCCAGGUACAUGUGAUGAAGGAUACCACGGAUUCAACUGCCAACAAGAGAAAUCUACCCAAAGUAUCUUGGUGUUCAUGUUAGUUCCAUUGCUCUUGUUCAUAUUACUAAUCAUAGGACUGGUGACUGCGAUUUGGUAUUGGAAAUUUAGGGGUAAAAGACCAAUUGCAAAACGUGACGAGAAAAUACCGGAGAAUAAGUAUGCAGAAGCCAUUCCUGAAGAUACAGCCCAACUUUAUGAAGAAAUCCAGUUGAACGAAAACGAAAGUAUAUACGUGAAUGUGGCCAGUACCUCGUUUAAGUCAAAUCUGCAGGAAUACGUCUCUGAGAAGAAACAGGAAUUGGAACCAUUUUAUGAUGAGUUCUUGAGACUGCCAAAGACCUUACCACUGCCUUAUACUGAAGCAACAAAACCUGAGAAUACAAAGAAGAAUCGCUAUAAAACGAUACUGCCUUACGACCAUUCACGUGUUAGGCUUCAACCUGACGAGAUGUCCUCCUCAGAUUACAUCAAUGCAAACUUCAUCAGUAACCAGCGUUAUAUUGCUUGUCAAGGUCCUACACAAAAUACGGUGACGGACUUCUGGAGGAUGAUCUGGCAAUUGAAAUGUAAUACUAUAGUCAUGUUAACUGACAUUGUGGAAAAUGGAAAGAUGAAGUGUAUGCAGUAUUGGCCAGAUGAAGAGCAUACUGAGUCAUUUGGUAACAUCGAAGUUACACAUAUCAACACUAGCUAUCAUUCAACUCAUAUACACCGAAGAUUUAUUAUUUCAAAGACUGAUGUUUAUUUACAGACAGGUGUUUCUCAGAAUGAAAAUGAAAGUUGGACAAUCGAUCAAUUCUUCUUUAGAAAAUGGCCAGAUCAUGACAUUCCACAACAUGCAGAAUAUAUAUUAAACUUUAUACAUGCUAUUAAGAGCAUGGAUAUAAAAUACCCUGUGGUCGUACAUUGCAGUGCUGGUGUCGGUCGUACCGGAACUUACAUUUGCAUUGACAUUCUUCUCAAUGAAAUGUUGAGUGGUGAAGCUAUUGAUGUAUUGGCAUGUGUUACGAAGCUUCGGGAGGAGAGGAUGCAUAUGGUCCAGAAAAGGAUACAGUUGGAGUUUAUAUAUGAUGUUUUAGUCGAGAACAUUCUCACCGGAGAUUACGACAUCGAUGUCAGUAACAUUCCAGAAGAAUUCUCUAGAAUAAAGGAAACUGAUAAUUCAUCAAGAGUAUCAAUUUUGGAGCAUCAGUUUCAGGAUGUGAUUAACCAAGUGAACAUACAUGAAUCGAACUUUGCUUUAAAAGAGGAUGAGUUAGCGAAAUUCAAUAUGAACGGGGUAUUCAUCGAUGGGCCUUCAUGUGAAAAUGAAUUUCUUGUAACGGAAAUACCAGAAGAAGGUAAAACAGUAUAUUUCCUGAAAUGCCUGAUCAACAAAGGUUAUCUCAAUAUCGUAGCAUUCUUUGAUCCAAGUGGGGAUCCACCUAAUUACUUGCCAAGAACACUGAACGAAUCAAUUAAACUGGGUCAGUAUCUCAUAGAACUAGUUAGUGUUGAGGAUAAAGGUAUAUGUAUACACAGUGCUUUAAAGGUUAGGUUCCAUAACAAGAAAAUGUUUGUUGAGUCAUGAUAACAACCCAAAAAUUACAUUUUGUCGACGUGGAGAAAACCAAGAAAAAUCAUACAAUGAAACAGGGUACGUUAUGUAGCGGUAGAAUAUAUUGAUGUUCGGGAGAAACAACCAAAAAUAUUGUAUUCGGUACCGCAGUCUUAGACAAUAAUGAAUAAAACUAGAUACCUAGAUGUUAUUAUAGCAUUACGAAAUACAAAAAAAUAAGAACUAUUAUAAUCAUACACCAGAGAUUGACAACCAUUUACCUAGAAUAUGCUAGAUAUUGAUGUAAAGGUUCGCCAGAGAAGGAU